UUUUCUAUUGUUUUCAGGUUUGACUGGCCAAGUUUGGAGUUGUGCUGCUGACCAGUUGUCAAUCUUUGCAUCAACACUGUCUCUGACAGGUGCACCAUGAUGUUUAAGAAGCCAGCAGGUGUGCUGAUGUUCCUCCUGGUCAUCCUUAAGGUGUUGGGAACAGCGGAAACCUGCAGAUGUUCAACCUCCUCCUCCCCCUUCUUCCCUCCCUCCUUCUACUGCAGCUGUGUUAGUCUCAACCUCACCAGUGUUCCACAGAACCUCUCUACAAACAUCACAAGUCUGAACCUCGAAGGGAACCACAUCACCACCUUAAGUCAGUCCGAUUUCUCUCAGUAUAGGAGCUUAGAUAAUCUAGAUCUUAGGCAGAAUCGUAUCUCCAUUAUCAAUCCUGGAGCGUUCUAUCACUUGUCGAACUUGACAAAAUUGUCGCUAAUGUUUAACGGUCUAACAAGCCUUAGAUCUGGCAUGUUCACAGGACUGGGAAAGUUGGAAACACUUUUUAUAUACAGUAAUAACAUCAGUGAUAUUCAGGAUGGAACUUUUAGUGCCACACCACAGCUAGAUGUUGUGUACCUGUCUGGCAAUAAGUUAAGAACCCUCAGAGCAGGCAUGUUCACAGGGCUGGGAAACUUAACAGGCCUUUUUCUAGGUGGUAAUGACAUCACCAGUGUUCAGACUGGGACCUUCAAUACAACGCCACAACUGAGAAGUUUGUACUUAAAUAGCAACAAGUUAAAAACCCUCACACCAGACAUGUUCACAGGGCUGGGAAACUUGGAGACACUGUAUCUAUAUGGUAGUGACAUCGGUGAUAUUCAGGCUGGAACUUUUAAUCUAAUUUCACAGCUAAAAAACUUGGACUUGGAACAUAACCACAUCCAAUCCAUUCCGUCCAACUCACUAUCAAAUCUGCUGCAGUUGACUUCCCUCAAAUUAUCUUACAACAACAUCACGGCAUUUCCCUUUGAAGAAUUGUCAAACAUUCAAACGAUUUCUACUCUACACCUUGACAAUAACCUAUUGACGACUCUUACAUCCACAGCCUAUGAUGUGCUUUCCUCACUAUCUGAUGUAAGCCUUGACAACAACCCCUGGCAGUGUGACUGUAGAAUGGUUGACUUCAAGUUGAAAUUAACAGAAUCUACACGUAGAAUGGUUCACCUUAAUAAGAUAAUAGAUUCUAGUACUCCAUUUGAAAACCAGAUCACUUGCUCCCAACCUGACCACCUCAGUGGACUAAAUCUUAAAGAUAUCAAACUCGAAAACCUCUUCUCAGGCUGUUUUGAGCCAAAAAUUGUGAGAUUCGAGCGAAGUGACAGCAUGGAAUUGGCACAGGGGGAAGAUCUCCUAGCACAGUUAGUGUGUGAGGCGUCAGGAAUCCCCACUCCAACCAUAACAAUCAUUCCCCCAUCUGGACUGAAUGCAACUGUGGAGUCAGGUGUGAUUUUUGAGGAUGGUAACGUAACAUUACGAAAUGUUACAGCAGCUGAUGCUGGUUUGUACGUCUGUAUUGCUUCGAAUCCUGUCGGCUCAACUUUUGCCAUCUUCUCGACUGAAGUUGUUAAGCCUGUGUCUUCUCCCAGGUUCACCCUACCCGUGUUUGUUGGCUCCGUGAGUGGUGCUGUAGCUGGCACAGUCGUGCUUGGUGCCAUCGUUCUUACAAUCUGGCGCAGGACCUGUGCCAAGUCCAGUUCUGUAGCCUUAGACACAGGCGUUGCUUUAACAACACAGUUAUGA
Molecule: messenger RNA, 1740 nt
Organism: Branchiostoma belcheri (Belcher's lancelet)
Lineage: Eukaryota; Metazoa; Chordata; Leptocardii; Amphioxiformes; Branchiostomatidae
Product: SLIT and NTRK-like protein 2
Exons: 2
Coding region: 97-1740 (547 amino acids)
Cellular component (GO): extracellular matrix
Molecular function (GO): protein binding
Source: RefSeq, a predicted model, not a curated record